AUGGCACACAUACGUCCGAUUUCUCCACUACUAGCAGAGGUUGCGAAGCACCAACUCAACGAGGAUGCGACCCAGGUGGAAAGCCAUUUGAAAGUGAUCAGAUCGUGGCUUGCCGAACUGGACCUCCAGACGGCCCUUAUUGACGAUCAGUUUUUAAUAGCAUUCCUGCGUGGUUGCAAAUUUAGUUUGGAAAAGGUGAAAAAGAAGCUUUUGCUAUUUUAUCAAAUUCGGUCCGACCUUCCGGAGGUUAUCCAAAACCGUGACCCACAUGAUGCCGAUGUGCUCAAAAUCAUACGCAUGGGCGUGGGAAUACCGCUGCCAAAAACGGUGAAGCCGACGGAUCCCAAGAUAUUUCUUAUACGUGUAGGGUGCUUUCCGGUGAGCAUUUGCACGUUUGCUGACAUUAUGAAGGUCGGCACAAUGAUCAACGAUAUUUUGAUGCGCGAGGACGAUCAAAUGGUGAUCUGCGGAAUGGUGCUCAUAAUCGAUCUCAAGGGAGUAACUGCCAGCCAUUUAAUGCACUUCGAGGUGGAGCUUCUGAAGAAGGUGGCUAUACUGAAUCAGGACGCUUCGCCGCUGCGAAUGCAAGGGAUUCACAUACUUAAUCCUCCCCCCGGGGCACAAACCGCAUUGAACAUCUUCAACGGUUUGUUGUCGGAAAAGAAUCAACAUAAGAGAAUUUACACACAUGGGCGCGAUCUAAAGUCUUUGCAUGAGCAUUUCUCACCCAGUGUGCUUCCCAAGGAGUAUGGCGGAGACCUGGAAUCGAUUGACAGCAUAGCUAAACAAUGCGAAAUCAAACUCCUAGAUAACCGCAGCUACCUGCUCGAUAUGGCACUAAUGAACGCACAGCCUUGUUCGUCACCAGGGUCAGGUGGUAAAAGUGGUAAUACUAAAAAUGCUUUCGGAGUUGAAGGCAGCUUUCGGAAGCUUGAUUUCGACUAG
Messenger RNA from Anopheles marshallii, 945 nucleotides. RefSeq names its product alpha-tocopherol transfer protein-like. Gene Ontology annotation, cellular component: membrane. Gene Ontology annotation, molecular function: phosphatidylinositol bisphosphate binding. The coding region runs from base 1 to 945 and encodes 314 amino acids. The transcript is spliced from 3 exons. Lineage: Eukaryota; Metazoa; Arthropoda; Insecta; Diptera; Culicidae. The record is from RefSeq and is a predicted model, not a curated record.